This is a messenger RNA of Cataglyphis hispanica, 2445 nucleotides long. RefSeq lists its product as uncharacterized. Lineage: Eukaryota; Metazoa; Arthropoda; Insecta; Hymenoptera; Formicidae. The record is from RefSeq and is a predicted model, not a curated record. The transcript is spliced from 6 exons. The coding region runs from base 245 to 2218 and encodes 657 amino acids.
UUUACCGGUUUUACCCAAAUGGACGAAAGUAUAAAAGUGUUCUAAAAAUUAAACGGCACAUACACAUAUACGCGCGCGCUUAUCUGAAUACAGUCGAUCAAUUAUGUUAAAAAGCACGAUCGUAAGACAUGCCUGACAUCCGAUCAUUUUUCAUCGGAACAGCAAUGUUAGCAGACUUUCUCACUGUAAGAAAGAUGUUAUUUUAAAAAGUUGUGUAUAAUCAUACAGUGAAAUUUUCCAAAAUAUGUCAAACGUGUCUUUCUGUAUUAUCUUCUCAUUAUUAAUCGUAGGCGUAUUUCCUUUUGCUUUUAAUCAUAAUGUUACAUUGUCAGAGGAACAGCUUGUGUAUAAACAUUUAGUCACCGCAACGCUAUAUAUUAUAGUAAAAUGUCGACCAUUGGACGCCGAAAUGACUUUAGUGCUGGGCGGAGAUUACAAAGAAUUUAUUAUACGAGCAUUUUUCAAUAUGGUACCCGUAGCGCUGAUAAAUGUAACAAAUCCUCGAUUUAAUGCCCUUGAGAAAUUUGCUCUCACAAAAUACUCCUUUUUAAUGCUCGAGAAUUCCAAUUUCAUCCAUUUCCUUCGAAAGGCGCAUCGUUUCGUGCUGGUGUCAUCUUCUCAACCGCUCCUGCGAUCUUUAUUACAGAGAGCAAAGGACUCGCCAUGGGCAAAUCCGGAAGGAUUUUAUAUCCUAAUCGAUAAGCAGACCGAGACUCGGGGCUGUAUAAAUGCUCGCUCAUAUCUCUGGACAGCUUGGGAAUAUGACUUACUCUCAGUUAUAUUCAUAUGCAUCGAUCCGAACGAUGGAAUUGUUUAUUACACGUAUAGUCCGUAUUCGAACAGUACGCCGGACAACUGGUACGAAGUAGGACACGCCAAAGGACGAAAUGGUCAUCCUUGGAUAAUAUUGAAGAGAAAAUUUAUAUUCGAUAGCAAUACGUGCAUAGAUCUGGAUUUCGAUAAAACGACCACUUUGGAUGGUUACGAGAUUCGAUUAAACGCCGUUGAGAUGGAACCGUUCAUCAAAGUCAAUUUGAGUUUAUCGAGACUAGAUAAAUUUCGCGGUGAUAACAGUGAGAUCGUUAAAAUAUUCUUACAGAAAUUGAAAGCACAUCUCAUGAUCACUCUCUCCCAUGAUACUAUCUAUACGUUGGGCGGUAUAGGACCGAACGGUACUUUUGAAGGUUUGAUGGCCCCUCUGAGCGAGGGCAGGGUAGACAUUGCUAUGAACACGAGAACUUUGUUAACACUGUGGAAGGUCAGAUACACAUAUCCCCAUUCGAGAUCAGGCAUUUGCGUGAUAGCGCAACCAAAGAAACCAAUCUCCGAAUUCACGAAAAUAGUAACCUUUCUUUCGCCGGAAGUAAUGAUGGGAGUAAUCGCGAUAUGUCUGUUAAUUUACGUAAUUUUUAUGCAAAGCUUGGGAUACAUAGAGGCUGGGCUAGAAGUGAUAAGACUCAUGAUCUGCGUAGGAAUUUUACAUUUGCCUAAAAUCGAUUCCACUAGGAUCUUCAUAUGCAUGGCGUUGAUUUUGUUCCUGAACAUAAAUGCUCUCUUCCAAAGUCACUUGUCAUCCUUGCUCACCGUGCCGAUCUAUUAUCGCGAUAUCGACACCUUAACAAGUCUUAAGAAAGCCGGUUACACUUUUUAUGGACCGAGAUUCUUCAAAGACCUGAUUAGCGAUCCUGUCCUUAAAUCGCGCUACAAGUUGGUCUCGUAUGAGGAUUGCAAGGAGCACGUCGAGAAUUCGUCGACCGCCGUAUGUGUCGGUGACUGCUACCACUUGUACUACAGGAUCAAAGGUCAAGAUCUUAUUAGAUCAAAAAUGCUGUUUCCGAUGACACAAUCGUACGUCACCCGCGAAGAUUGGCCGCUGUACAAUCGUGUGAAUGACAUUAUACAGCAGAUGAUGCAGGCCGGCUUGAUUAAGAAAUCUCGAGAUGAUGUUCUUUUGGAGAUAAAACGCGAAAGAGGGAGAAGAACUUCAAAGAAGAAAAGCUUCAAUGUAAUGCUGCUGAAGCAGCUGGCAUUCAGUUUUUACUUUCUUGGAUUUGGAUACGCUUGUGCCAUUAUAAUCUUUGCGCUGGAGAUGGCAAUCGGUGGUUCUAUUCCCGUAUAUCAAAACUGGAAAGCGAUCGGAAAGAAAAAAAACAAGACUAUGAGGAAGAAAGAAGAAACUGGAACAAAUAAAAUCCUGAAGAUAUCAGCUUGCCAUUAAAAGAAAAUAAUUUAGCUUAGAAUUUACAAGAUUGAAUGAAUGAGAGACAUACCUAGUGACAAAAUAAAUAUGCAGAUAGUAAAAACUCUCACUACGUUUGCAAAAUACAUCACUCAGUUUCUCUCAUUCAAUUAUGGAGUGCCUAUAUUUUAAUGAUAGAGUAAUUUAAUAAGACAUUUAUAUUAUGCUAUCACAAUAUGAUAAUUGCGGCAGAAAAAUUAUUAAUA